AGCAGACUCGUCCUCGUCGUCGACAAGGCUCUUGAUCAGCCUGGCCCCCCUUUUCUCAGCCCCUUUUGGGGGGAUUCUGCUUCCCUUUCCAAUCAUCAAUUGCUUCUCUUUUGGGGGCCUUUCGAGGCAAGAGGCAAGGCUAAUUUUGGGGAGGCAGCGUCUUCCUUCGUUCUGGUUGUUGACCUGUACGCGCUGAUCGAGGCAAGCCCAACACGAGUACGAGGCCAAAUUCGGAAGCAGCUCGUCGUCCUUCUUGUUCUUCUCACCACCACCUCAGCUUUUAUCCCCGCAUCGAAAGCCUUGCACACGCAUCCAACACGCCUAUAUACAGUACUCGAUACACACCUCACCAACACGACUUCCUACCUGCCACUAUCCUCUGUGUGCGCCUUUGAUGUGUCUUCCACCCCGUCGUCGCAAACCACCCUCCCACCCACGAUCCACCCGUCAGCACUUAACUUAGCCUGGCCCUCCUCUCCCAUCCAAUCCUCGCUCUGCUGUGAACAAUCACUUCUCGCGUGCACACCUGGGAAAAAGUCCUACGAACUGCGGCGCGACCAGCCCAUCGAGAAACUAGGCACACCCGUCCGAGUUAGCAACGAGCCGAGUCCUCGGUUACAACUCCCCCCCAAAAUAAAAAAAACGCCACAAUCCUGAUCCUUCCCGCUUGCUUUCCCUUUUUACCCAGCGGCCAUGCCGGCCUACGCUUCGCAGCCCGCCCGCAACAUCCUCAUCAUCGGCUCGACGGGCGUCAUAGGCACAUACAUUACGCGGGCCAUUGUCGACGCAAGGGAAAACUUCGACCGGAUAUGCGUCCUGACCAGUGAGAAGACCCUGGUGGAAAAGGUGCAGGAUAUCGCGGCCUUGGAGGCAUGGGGGGUGGAAAUCUUCACGGGCAGGUUGGAGAGCGAGUCCGCGGUCAAGAGGGCAUAUGAAGGCAUUGACACCAUUGUCUCCUGCGUCGGCCGUGGGGGCAUUGAGAAGCAGAUCAACCUGAUUACCUGGGCCGAGCAGGUGGGUGUGCGCCGCUUCUUCACCUCCGAAUAUGGCACCGACAUCGAAUACUGGCCCGAGUCCGCCCACGAGCCGCCUCACCAGCUCAAGCUGAAAGUGCGGGCGCAUAUGAAGACCAUGAAGAGGCUGGAACACACGUACCUGGUGACGGGCCCUUACAGCGACUUAUACUUUGGAACCAUGAAGGCUCGACCUGAGCUGGGCCAAUUUGACGUCAAGGAGAAGAAGGCAACCUUGCUGGGAGAUGGGAACGGGCCCGUCAGUUUUACGGCCAUGGCUGAUGUCGGCAAAUUCGUCGUCGCGGCUCUCAUCAACGCCAACGCGUCCCGAAAUACAACACUAAUAGUCCACUCCUUUACCGCGACGCCACACGAGAUUCUCGCCGAAUACGAACGACAGACCGACAGCAAAUGGGAGAAAUCAUACACCUCGCUCGACCGGUUAAAACAGAUUGAAAAAGAGGAAUACCAGAUCUACUCGGCCCUGGCGACGGUGGUCACAUUGCGGCGGAUAUGGACAGAAGGCGGCACCCUGUUCAAAUAUUACGACGAAACGAUCCUGGGCCAGAUUGAGACGGAGACGCUGGAGAGCCAGGUGGCAGCGAACAUUAGGAAGCAAGAAGAGGGCGAGGGUCAUUUCCCGAGUCUAAUGCGGAAGUUGAGCCUGUAUUAAUACCGACGGUCAUUCUCGAGGCGUCGGCUGUGGACAGGGGAGUGCUCUGGCUGAGUGUGUCCGUGAACAUUUUGUUUCUGGUCAUGGCAUAUGGAUAUGGUUUUUAAUGGUGCCCAUGGCCACGGCGCAAGCAUUCCUCUAGUGGUCCUCGUGCCUGUGCCUUGUCUGGGCCUGCGCUGUCAGUGAUACAAAGCGUGUAUACAUAUGUCCAAUUCCAUGUUCGUAUUUGCAGCGAAAGAUGCGAUUGGCAUUGAGCCGAUAAUCGGCCCGCGCCUUGUAUAGCCGAGGCACGAGCAGAGCCUCGACCUCGACUCCCGCACGCCCUUGUGCCUGACUUGGCCGUAGUUUGGCUCGUUCACAGAAAGGGCGUUGGAAGGAUCGCCCGCGGGCCGCUAUACAGGGGGCUGCAGAUGUCCAUGUUGACUCGCCAUUUGUCCACCCUGGUCGAUCAAUGCUCCCACCUUGUCCCACGGUGGAUAUCAGGAUAUAGGAUAUAGGAUAUAAGACAGGCUCUACCC
Cladophialophora immunda is the source of this 2204-nucleotide messenger RNA. RefSeq lists its product as uncharacterized. Lineage: Eukaryota; Fungi; Ascomycota; Eurotiomycetes; Chaetothyriales; Herpotrichiellaceae. The transcript is spliced from 3 exons. Bases 694 to 1686 code for a protein of 330 amino acids. The record is from RefSeq and is a predicted model, not a curated record.